CAAGGCCACAACAUAUUUGUGGCUCAAAAACCUUCUCACAUGCUGAUGUGGCAUCCACCUUUCUCCCACAACCCCCUAUAUUUUUCAAACCUAUUCCUACCAAGACUUCUGCCACUUCCCCACUUAGAUUUUUACACUCAACAUCUACCUUUCUCCACCGCCGGCAACCACCACCCUCAUGACGGAUCCCGGUAUCAUACUGUUUGGGAAAAAGAUCGGGUCUUUGGAAACCCCCAAGAUUUCCGAUUCUCCCCCCUUCGCCGUCGCUGAUGGUGGUGAUAAUGGUUUUCCGACGGACGACAGUCCCAAAACUCCUUCUAUCGAUGAAGACGAUUCGCCGGAGAAACACCAAACCACCGGAGGUCUAAAGAAGCCUGACAAGAUUCUCCCUUGUCCUCGAUGCGAAAGCAUGAACACCAAGUUUUGUUAUUACAACAACUCGAACGUCAACCAGCCACGCCAUUUUUGCAAGAGUUGUCAGAGGUACUGGACUGCCGGAGGCACGAUGAGGAAUAUGCCGGUUGGAGCAGGUCGCCGGAAGAAAAAGAACACUUCAUCGGAUUGUCGUUUUAUUAUCUCUCACGAAGCUUUUGAUGUGGGGCCUCAGAUUGAAUUCGCUGCUGAGAAUUCCGACGGAGUUUACAAUACUUCUCGUCAACCAAAAGUUCUUUCCUUUACUCCGAAUUCGCCGAUAUGUAGAGGGAAAGAAAGCGGAGACGAUUGUUCUAGUGGAACAACCACCGUUGUUUCUUCCAAUUCCGUUGUUGAGAAACCACAGGAGAAUAACGGAUUCCAUUCUCAAGUUCAUUGGAUUCCAGGGACUCCAUGGUCGUAUAAUCCAUGGGUUCCAAUGCAGAUUCCGACGGGAUACCCUCCGAUUCCAUUCUACCCUCCGCCGUACUGGAAUUCCGUUUCCUGGUUACCUCCGGCGACCUCUGCUCCAAACUAUUCAAUCCUAGGAAAACAUUCAUCAGAUCGGGAAUCAAUUAACCCAAUUGAGGAGCCGAAGAAACAGAAGAAUUCGAUUCUAAUCCCGAAAACGCUUAGAAUCGAUGAUCCAGAUGAAGCUGCGAAGAGUUCUAUAUGGGCAACCCUCGGAAUCAAGAACGAAAACUGUAGCAGACGAGAUCUCUUCAAAGGGUUUGAAGCAAAAGGAGAUGAAAAGAAGAAACAACCGAUCACAGAACCUUCGUUAUUAUUACAAGCAAAUCCUGCUGCGUUUUCAAGAUCGCUUUGCUUUCAGGAAAGAGCCUAAUGUGAUUUGUGUGAAUACGAUGUUAAAAAUCAGUAUAAUAUAAUAGGAGGGAAUAGCAAUAGGGUUAAUUUGUUUUUGUUUUUUUUUUUUUUUUUAUAGUUUUAGUCUUUUAGAUGUUCAGAUUUUUGUAAAUCUUUUGUUGAACUUUGAAUGAUAAUCAAACAGGAUGAACAUUUCUAUACAAGAAAACUGUUAAAGUGUUGA
Molecule: messenger RNA, 1459 nt
Organism: Lactuca sativa (garden lettuce)
Lineage: Eukaryota; Viridiplantae; Streptophyta; Magnoliopsida; Asterales; Asteraceae
Product: cyclic dof factor 1
Biological process (GO): regulation of DNA-templated transcription
Molecular function (GO): DNA-binding transcription factor activity; DNA binding
Source: RefSeq, a predicted model, not a curated record